Molecule: messenger RNA, 813 nt
Organism: Lactuca saligna
Lineage: Eukaryota; Viridiplantae; Streptophyta; Magnoliopsida; Asterales; Asteraceae
Source: the annotation of a GenBank genome assembly
AUGGGUAUGAUGGUAUCACCUAUGGAUGACAUAUGGGUCAUUGGUCAACAUGGUAUUUGCUUAUGGUUUCCAUGGAUGAUAUAUGGGUCAUUGGUCAACAUGGUAGUUGCUUAUGGUGUGAUGGUAUUACCCAUAGAUAACAUAUGGGUCGUUCGUCAACAUGGUGUUUGCUUAUCGUAUCCAUGGAUGACAUACGGGUCAUUGGUCAACAUGGUACUUGCUUAUGGUGUGAUGGUAUUAUGCAUGGAUGACAUCUGGGUCAUUGAUCAACAUGGUAUUUGCUUAUGGUGUCCAUGGAUGACAUACGGGUCAGUGGUUAACAUGGUAGUUGAUUAUGGUGUGAUGGAACAUGCACUUGUCGAAAAAUGCAUAGAGAUGAGAAACCAAAAUAUUCUAUUCAGGAAUGGAUUGAUGAAGUUAUUUUUCUUAGAUGCUGAACAUGAAGGGAAAACGAUGCUUGGAGAAGCAUCUGCAUUGAGACAUUUGGAUUCAACACAUGUCCUGGGAAUGAUGUUGAUGGUUCAAGGAAGACAUAUGAAGGAGGAAGCUUUGGACAUGUUGAACAAUGCUUAUCAUAGAGGAAGAAGUACGUGGAAUGUUAGAGCAACUUGUUCUAAGGUUCAUCUCAGCUUAAAUAGGGAGGGGAAGAAACAUGUCCACUUCAAUGGCUUCCAUAGAUCUUAUGCAUUGCAAAAGUCUGUAAUUAGUGUAUCAUACGCUUUUGUGAAUGGAUACAAAUGCGUGUUUAUGUUGAAAUUUCUUUGUGGGAUGCUUGUUACGCUAGGUUUUCCAGGAGCUUGUUAUAAUUUAUGA